GAGUUAGGAGCCCUUGCUUCGUGUUCGUUCGCUGUUAUACCUGGCUGCGAUCUCGUUCCGCAUCACUCCCCACUACUUCCACGACCACAUCCGCUCUUAGGACGUACAUCAAGCUCUCCCCAUGGAAACUGAAAUGAACCCCGAGAAUCUCAGAGAGACAAUCGGGCGCUUCCGAGUUCUGAUCUUGGGAAGAGCGAACGCAGGUAAAACAACCAUUCUUCAGAAGGUCUGCAACACCACGGAACAGCCAGAGAUUUUCAAUGCCGAAGGAGAGAAGAUUGAUGCUGCCGUCGUAGAAGGCUCGAGAUUGCGCGGAAAUCACGAUAUCACAAACGAGAUGGUGUUCAAAAGCAAUCCCGGUUUCGUCUUUCACGACUCGUGCGGUUUCGAAGCGGGCUCUGUAGAAGAAUUCGAGGAGAUGAAGAAAUUUAUCUCAGAACGUGCAAAUGCGAAAAAAUUGGAGGAGCGACUGCAUGCUAUUUGGUAUUGUAUUCCAAUGGACGACCAUUGGCGAACAUUCCAGCGGUCGGAGGAGAAAUUCUUCUCCGAGUGCAAUACUGGGAAUGUUCCCGUAAUUGCAGUAUUCACGAAAUUUGAAGCACUCUGCCCAGUGGCAUUUGGAGAACUGGGGGAGGAACUCAUCGGGGUAUCAAACGAAGAGUGCCUGAAGAGAAUUGCCCAACGUGUCGAAGAACUGUUCAACAACACACGUGUCUGGGAUCGGUUGUGCGACCCUGAAAACCGCACUCAUCCCAAGUGCUAUGUAUGCUUACAAAAUAUGAAUGAACCAGACACAAACUGCAACAUCCUGGUGGAAUGCACUACUUUUGCAUUGGAUGACGAAGAAUUGCGGCUGUGCUUAGUAUCAACACAACAGUCAAAUCUGGAACUUUGUAUCAAGUGUGCUGUUGAAACACUUGUGGAUUGUGCUCAUCAACAAGUCUUGCGACUUCCAACAGAUCAUGAAGCCUACCUGUGGGACCUUGCUAAGUGGUUUCCAUAUCUCACAGUAAGAUAACAAUAUCAUGAUGACUUUGUGAUUGGUGCUAACCAAUGCUGUCUUGUGAUGAUAGCUAGUAAGAUGCUGGUUUUUGCACCUGAACCCAUGCUGAUGGUCUUGAUCCCUUGCUGCUCCUGGCCUGUUGACAGCAAGUAAGUGCCUUGACGGUUUCUGGUCCUGAACCAAUGCUGAUGGUCCCCAUCCCUUGCUGCUCCUGGCCUGUUGACAGCAAGUAACAAGUAAGUGCCCUGGCCCCUGAUGGUUUCUGCUCCUGAACCAAUGCUGAUGAUCC
Molecule: messenger RNA, 1292 nt
Organism: Suillus paluster
Lineage: Eukaryota; Fungi; Basidiomycota; Agaricomycetes; Boletales; Suillaceae
Exons: 9
Coding region: 122-1018 (298 amino acids)
Source: RefSeq, a predicted model, not a curated record